CGAAGAUGUUCUCUUGGCUGUCUGAGUGACAAGUGGGAUCUUCUCUACACUCAAAAAGACCCUCCCUCAUCCACCUCCAUAGUUCCUGCAAGACACUGACACCAUGACCCAAAAACCUUCUGAAAUGGUUCCUGGAAUACACUGAAAUAAUUUAGAAAGAAAACACAAAUUAAAACAAGAAACCUAAAACUUAUUGGGAAGUCACCAUGGGAGAUCCCAACAUCAGCCAGCUGGCUGCAGUGUACGCUGAGACCUCUGGCCACGUGCUGGGAGGAAGCGAGCUGGACCCGUUUACGGAUAACUACGACACAGACUAUGGUAUUCCCGACAAUGAGAUUCCCGACACUACGCAGGGCACAGCCUUCUUCGUUGCCACCAUCGUCAUCGCCAUGGUGCUCAUCUGCAUUAUGCUCGUCUGCGGUGUUGGCAACUUCCUGUUUAUUGCUACUUUGGCCCGGUACAAGAAGCUACGUAACCUCACUAACCUGCUCAUAGCUAAUCUGGCUAUAUCAGACUUCAUAGUGUCAGUGGUGUGCUGUCCGUUCCUGGUGGAUUACUAUGUGGUGAAGCAGUUGUCCUGGGACUAUGGCCUGGUGCUGUGUGCCUCUGUCAACUACAUCAGGACUGUGUCUCUCUACGUGUCCACUAACGCACUGCUGGCUAUCGCUGCAGACAGGUACAUGGCCAUCGUCCAUCCUUUGAGGCCUCGUAUGAAGUACCAGACGGCCUACUGUCUGAUCACUGGUGUCUGGGUUGUACCAAUCCUCAUCUCCAUCCCUUCUGCCUACUUUGCCUCCGAGACCAUGUACCCUCAUGGCGGUGCCAGCACCUCUCAGAACACCCACAAGACCUUCUGUGCCCAGAUCUGGCCUGUGGACCAGCAGGCCUACUACCGCUCCUACUUCCUGUUUAUAUUUGCCCUGGAGUUCCUUUGGCCCGUUUUUGUCAUGGCGAUAUGUUACGCACGGAUCUCCCGUGAGCUCUGGUUCAAGAGUGUCCCGGGCUUCCAGACGGAGCAGAUCCGGAAGAGAUUGCGUUGUCGGCGGAAGACAGUCAUGGUCCUGAUCGGGAUCCUGACAGCAUACAUUCUGUGCUGGGCACCAUAUUACGGCUUCACCAUCCUACGAGACUUCCACCCGACGAUCAUCUCCCGCCAGAGGAACUCCCUGGUGGCCUUCUACAUUAUUGAGUGCAUCGCCAUGAGCAACAGCAUGAUAAACACCUUCUGCUUUGUCAGUGUCAAGAACAACACGGUCAAGUACCUGAAAAGGAUUGUGCUGCUGCGCUGGAGGUCCACCUACGCUCCCAGUAAGACUGUGGACGAGACAGAUAUCCGGACGUCCUCCAUGCCGUUGACCGAGGAGGUUGAAUGCAUUCGCCUGAGAUAA
This is a messenger RNA of Oncorhynchus kisutch (coho salmon), 1388 nucleotides long. RefSeq names its product prokineticin receptor 1b (gene prokr1b). The record is from RefSeq and is a predicted model, not a curated record. Gene Ontology annotation, molecular function: neuropeptide receptor activity. Bases 207 to 1388 code for a protein of 393 amino acids. The transcript has 2 exons. Gene Ontology annotation, cellular component: plasma membrane. Gene Ontology annotation, biological process: neuropeptide signaling pathway. Lineage: Eukaryota; Metazoa; Chordata; Actinopteri; Salmoniformes; Salmonidae.